AUUUCUGGGUCUAAGUGGAGCAGUUCUGAUCCAAUCCUAGAACACAUUCUACAACGGAGACCCAAUAAAUUAUCUUCUGAUGCUGGCGAUUUUACCGGCGCUCACGACUGUUCUGAUCAUGAGAUUCGUCAUAAUCGAAAAAACAGAGAUCGAGCACAAACAGAUGACUCUGUUUCCAAAACCAAGCUUCAAAAUACAGACUAUUCCGUUGAAUAUCAUCAAAUUCCCGGUGAAGAACAGAGAAAUGAUCAGCUAAUGAUGGUUACAAAUGGAGAAAUGAACGUAAUCAAGGCAAUUGGCACGGUGAAUUUCUGGCUAUUGUUUUCUGCGAUGAUGUGCGGAAUGGGUUCUGGGUUAGCCACCAUAAACAACAUGAACCAACUGGGCCAGUCUUUGGGCUACAAAACAGUCGAAAUCUACACAUUCGUUUCACUGUGGAGCAUUUGGAAUUUCCUUGGGCGGUUGGGAUCCGGCUAUGCCUUUGAUCUUCUCCUCCGGGAAUUAGGCUGGGCGAGGCCAUUGUUAAUGGCCGUCGCCUUGUUGACGAUUAGCGUCGGCCAUAUCAUCAUAGCUUCAGGAUUCUCCGGGAAUUUGUACUUGGGGUCGAUGAUUGUGGGGAUUUGUUACGGCUCGCAAUGGUCGCUAAUGCCGGCAAUUACGGCGGAGAUUUUUGGAAUAAGGCAUAUGGGUACGAUUUACAAUACGAUCACGGUAGCCAGUCCGGUUGGAUCUUAUGUUUUGUCUGUUAGAGUUAUUGGGUAUAUUUACGACAGAGAAGCCUCUGCCGGAGACAACUCCUGCUCCGGCAAACACUGCUUUAUGACGUCUUUUCUGAUCAUGGCAGCGGUGGCAUUCUUGGGUUUUGUUGUUGCUGUUGCUCUGUUCCUUCGGACCAGGAGAUUCUAUCAACUUCUUGUGCAGAGACAGCUCAAGGAUUAGAUGAACUUGAAAGUGU
Messenger RNA from Cucurbita maxima (winter squash), 955 nucleotides. RefSeq lists its product as uncharacterized. Gene Ontology annotation, molecular function: transmembrane transporter activity. The record is from RefSeq and is a predicted model, not a curated record. Lineage: Eukaryota; Viridiplantae; Streptophyta; Magnoliopsida; Cucurbitales; Cucurbitaceae. Bases 256 to 939 code for a protein of 227 amino acids. Gene Ontology annotation, cellular component: membrane. The transcript is spliced from 2 exons.